AUGCAAAUCUCGCCUGGCUUAUACGGCACUAGAGGGGGAGGUCUGGCCAUCGUGUCUCCUUCGUGCCGGUUCUGUCGUACGUCCGCUACUCGGACAUACCGAGCCUGCCUAUGCCAGCGUCCUGAAAUCUACCUAUUUUUCCACUGCCCGCGCUUUCCAUUAGCCUCUUCACAACUCCAAGUCAACUGUCUACCUCAGCUAAAUGGACAACCAAUUGAUCUGCUCAAUCUUUAUAACCAAGUCGCACUGAGAGGAGGUUAUAAGCGGGUUACAUUGGGUCAUCAAUGGCCUGAGGUUGCUGCUUCUCUUAAUCUUCCUUUAGCAUGCGUAAACUCUGGCUAUGGAAUUCGUAUAAUUUAUCAACGGCAUUUGGAGCAAUAUGAGCGGAUGCAGAGGAUAUCUGAAGGGACUUACUCUAGCUACGGAGAUGGCUCUAAUGAUGCAUCUCUCUUUGAAAUGGAGAGCCUAGAUCCUCUUAUUCAGAAUCGAACCCCUACCAAAGUUCCGGCUGCUUCUUUAACUAAGGCAUCCUGUGUACUUCAUCCGAAGGAGCUUCAUGAACCAAAUGCAAAGACCAAUCCAGCUCGGACAUGUUAUUCUGGUUUGGAAUUUGCGCUUGCAUCUGGGCUGCCUAAUGAGAUUGACUUCUCUCUGAAUACAAUACUGCUAAUGUCAUUUAAUCCCAAAGGGAUUAUGUUGUGCAAAAAUCCUCGAAUUAUUGAUUUACUACUUUCCUCUGUUGGCAUCUGCGGAUUG
Protopolystoma xenopodis is the source of this 756-nucleotide messenger RNA. Lineage: Eukaryota; Metazoa; Platyhelminthes; Monogenea; Polystomatidea; Polystomatidae. The record is from the annotation of a GenBank genome assembly.